Messenger RNA from Rotaria socialis, 423 nucleotides. The record is from the annotation of a GenBank genome assembly. NCBI's taxonomy places the organism in Eukaryota, Metazoa, Rotifera, Eurotatoria, Philodinida, Philodinidae.
AUGUCACUACUAAACAAAUUUACUUUCAGUAUAAAUACUUGGGCUUGCAAUAAAUUUGUCAAUGUUACUCAUCCAUUGAACGACGAUAUUCGUCGUAGUUUUAUCGAAAGAAAAUAUCAACACGUUGGUUUCUAUGCCGAUGAUAAUCCAUUGAAUUAUUCCAAAUCUUUUCCGUUUCUUCGACAACCGUUUGUGCGAAAUGAUGAACAACAAAAGAAUAAACAACAUUCGUCUGCAUUCGUUAUAUUUCCUUAUCUUCGUAAUCUUAACCAUACGCUUGCACAUAUUGACCAUGUUGAAGAGUUUAUUCUCAAAAAACAUAUUCAUCUACCUUGUUUGGUGUCACUCACAAUCAAAUAUCAAUCACUUAUAAGCGUAACACAUCAUUUUACUAUUAAUGCAAUAGAAUUAAAUUUUACUUAG